GUGCUGCUUCGUCAACUCGGUAACAAGCGAGCACAAGAGAAGUGAUAUUUUGUAGAAGCAAUUGUUUGAUUUUAUCCACACUUGCGUGCGGGACAAGUCUGCAAACGAAAAGUGUAGGACGUAAUCAAGUCACCUGCCAUUGAUUGGAAGUGGACACCCAACGAACGAUCAUGCUGCUCGCUGGAAUUCAAGUGCUCGGUCUUCUGAGUUGCUUGCUGAUUGCUAAGAGUACGGCUGCAGUAGCAUUUGCUGAUGUGCCUUCUGUGCCACUGAGCAAUGCAGCUGUGGCUGGCUUGAGAAUGCCUGUGAUUGGCUUGGGAACGUGGGCGUAUGGCUUUCCAGGAGAAAAGUGGAACGACACCAUUGGCGGAAUAACAGCGGGGCAGUUUAUCAAGCUUGGUGGACGACGCAUUGACGGGGCUCUGGGUUACGGAGAUCAAGCUGGCGUGGGCAAGGGAAUUCUCGCCAGCGGCAUUGAACGCUCGGAGUUGUUUGUCACCUCCAAGAUCCCUUGCUACGGGUACAACGAGACGCUCAAGAACGUCGAUGAGGCACUGAGCACGCUGAACAUGUCGUACGUCGACCUGCUGCUCAUCCACUGGCCGUACUCCAAGUCCAAGGUGUUCACGACGGACCCGAACUGCAAACCGGACACCGCCGCGUCCGCCAAGACCUGCCGCCAGUCGGUGUGGCGCGCCCUGGAGGCUGUCUUCCGCUCGGGCAGGGCCCGCGCCAUCGGCGUGUCCAACUUCGAGCAGAACCACCUGCAGGACAUUCUCGACAUGGCCGACGCGCUCGUACCGGCCGUCAACCAGGUUGAGUUCCACCCGUACUGGCACGAGGACGACCUGGUGGCGUUCUGCCAGAAGCGCAAUAUCACCUAUAAUAGCUACUCGCCGCUGAGCUGCCCUGACUGGGCGCCCAAGACGCAUUUCUGGUCCAAGAAGCACGGCGCGCUCGACGAGGACGUGGUCAUGCAGGCUGCCAAGGCGCACGGCAAGACACCGGCGCAGGUCGUCAUCCGCUGGGCGUGGCAGCAGGGCGUGGUCGUUAACCCGCGCACGUACAGCACACAGCACAUGGCCGAGAACCUGGCCGUCUUCGACUUUGAGCUGAGCGCGGCGGAGAUGGCGGCCAUUAGCAGCAUCAAGCCGCCCAAACUGAACAAGGUGUGCCCAGAUCCACACAAAGACCCUUGAUAAUCACUCGGUACUGGCUGAGGCUGCUGAGUUCAGCACUCUUGUGUUGGGCAUAAUUACACCACUGCAUUCGAGAGCCUAAUAUUAUACACAACAACAAAUCCACGAUCUUCAUGAACUUGGCAGCCCAUGGAAAUAUUCUGAGCCGACAACCUGCUCAGUUCAGCACUACAAGUUGUGUUGGGCACGAUCAUACCAUGCACUGAUUCGAGAGCCUUACGGAUAUCUUGCAGCAGCAAGUCAAUAUCUUCAUGAAGCCCGUGGAAAUUUUCUGUCCUGAUACUUUAACAUGACAUUUGACGAUUUGUAUAGUCCCAUUGACUUCUAUUGAGAUAACUGCGGGGACUUCUUUUCUCUUCUUUCGAUGAAUUUACCAAUGUGAUUCUGGUUGUAUCCCCCA
Molecule: messenger RNA, 1599 nt
Organism: Sycon ciliatum
Lineage: Eukaryota; Metazoa; Porifera; Calcarea; Leucosolenida; Sycettidae
Product: glyoxal reductase-like
Exons: 4
Coding region: 171-1199 (342 amino acids)
Molecular function (GO): oxidoreductase activity
Source: RefSeq, a predicted model, not a curated record